CGCAGAGAGCUGUCAGUUCAGUAAUAGGAUACACGGCAGAGACACACAUAUUAACAUAUCAUUUCGCAACCACUCAGCUUCACGUUCGUAUCGAUUUAGCUGAGAGACAUUUGAAUUCGAGACACCCACCUCCGGAACAAGUGACCCGACCGGGAACCGUCCUGUUACCGAUGGUCCCGCAAUCCGGCGGGUUUUAAGAUCGGGGUUAAGAUCGAUGGAAGUGGCCGGUUUCUACGAGAGGGAUUACCUCGCUUUACACGGCAACAACUGCAGCAGUACCAGCUACAGCAGCACCAACAGCGGCGGCGCCUGCAACCUGUCGAGCAGGGAUUCAAUGACGGAUCUGGGCAUCGCAGAUAACGAGAAGGCGAUCGACUUCAGCAUCUACCUGGAACAGCAAUACCAGCAGCACCCGACACAGCUCGGGACCCCGGGACAGCAGCACUCGGGGGAUGUCUUAGCAGACUUCCUGGCCGAAGAUUAUAAGAAUAAACGCGCCGCCUUACAAAACUACAAUUACCUGUCCCUCAGCAGCGAGCGAGCGCCCGGGAGCAUACUGAGCUUCCCACAGUUGCUGGAGACGCGAGUGGACACAGUAUUCAGCCCGCAGCUGCUGGGCAGCGCCAACAGAGGGGUCAAGCAGGAGCUCAGGGAAGAAGAGGCCAAUAGAAUGGACUCGGGCUCUCCCGGCUACGGUAUGGGCUCGUAUUUGCAAUACCAUUCUGCGCCGAGCGGAAGUACUGGGAAUCUCUCCACCGCCUCCUCAUCUUGCUCCAGCCCGCCGGGCACCCCUGCCCAGUCCGGCUCUGCCGGGUCACCCCAUAACGGCGGCGGGAAGCUUUCCUCCAGCAAGGGGAAGAAGCGUGUGGAGAAGAGCAGCGAAGAGUACAAGCAACGACGGGAGAGGAACAACCUAGCGGUAAGGAAGAGUCGGGAUAAAGCCAAGAUACGCAACCUGGAGACCCAGCACAAGGUACUGGAGCUGGCGGCAGAGAACGACCGGCUGCAGAAGCGAGUGGAGCAGCUGUCCAGAGAGCUCGCCACUUUACGGAACUUGUUGUCAGCCACGGGGCAGUGCUAGCCCCCCUUCGACCUCUGCAAUCACACCGCUGUCUCCCCUCUCACACAGAGGACUUGGAUGCCGACCUGUCUGGUCAGUGCCAGCCUCGUUUGCGAGACAAGGGUGAAGUCAGGGCUGCCGCCCGUCAUUGAGAAAGGGUGUUUUGGGAACAAGACAUGUUUAAAGACAGUGUUGGUAAAACAAAAACCAACAAAAAAGUGCCACUUGUGUAUUUUGUUUAUCUCUUUUUUUUUAAUAUCGACUGUGUUUUAUACGAGCUGUGUGUGUGUUAUUUGUUCUUACUGUUAUUUAAGCAAAUCACAAAGUAUGAUGUUUAUACAUGGCUGUAAGGGGAUUCGGCUGCGCGUGAAUGAUGCAAUGCCGUGUAACACACUUGUUAGCCAUCGAAUGAAGUAAUCUGUUAAAGAUUGAAAAGUAUAUGAUAUAUAGAAAUCUAUGCAAUAUAUACAAUUAAAAUAGACAUGUAUAGAUAGAUUUUCUUACAUGAAAAAAGGGCAGUUUAUUUUGUUUUACAUUUGCAUCAUAAAUUGUGUUUUUUAACUUAAAAAAAUAAUAAAAUCAAUUAUUUUGACAAAGCAA
Acipenser ruthenus (sterlet) is the source of this 1660-nucleotide messenger RNA. Its product is annotated as CCAAT/enhancer-binding protein beta-like. The record is from RefSeq and is a predicted model, not a curated record. Gene Ontology annotation, biological process: DNA-templated transcription; regulation of transcription by RNA polymerase II. NCBI's taxonomy places the organism in Eukaryota, Metazoa, Chordata, Actinopteri, Acipenseriformes, Acipenseridae. The coding region runs from base 215 to 1081 and encodes 288 amino acids. Gene Ontology annotation, molecular function: RNA polymerase II cis-regulatory region sequence-specific DNA binding; DNA-binding transcription factor activity, RNA polymerase II-specific. The transcript has a single exon.